AUGGCAGGCCAGGAGAGCCUGCGGGCGGACAGACAGACAUGCGCACGUGCGGUACGGAAAUGUGGAGAUGUGGAGGGAGGAGCUCUAUGUGGAGUCCCGGUGCACCACCGGGGUGGUGUGGCAGCCCAGCCCAGCCCAGCCCAGCCCAGCCCAGCCCUCACCGGCAUGGCAGUAAUCGCUGGUGCUGAUCCAAGCCUCGAACGUCAAGGCGGUCGUGGGGAAAUCCUGCACCAUGCGCAUGCACGCGACAGACAAACAUACAGACGCCCCUGGGUGAACGAUUUCCAGAGCCACCACCACCACCACCACCACCACAAUCCCCCGGGUACGGCUUUCCACGUUACUGAGCCCAAAGCUGCUGACAAGACCCCCUCCGACUCGCCCCACACGGUAGCGAUCCCUCGCUCGGCGGCUGCAGCUGCAGCUGCACCCCGGCGGGGACCCCCACGGCGACAACAAAUAGCAAUAGACACAGCCACAAGAAGUAAGGAGGCAAAUGCGCCAGAGCACAGCGUCCGGCAAUUGUCGCUGCCGACCGCGCUGCUGGGCGCGGAGCGCUGGCUCGGCUUCGAUGAGAUCAACCUUAUGCAGUUCACGUCGCUGCUGCGCGGGCUCUAUCGAUGUGCCUCUGUCUCUGGAAAUCAACCUAGGCAGCUAUCAGAACACACAGGACACAACCUGCCGCUGUAUCAAUGUAUUAAGGAAGGAACGCAACGUGCUGGCAGAGCUGCUGCUUUCAACAGUGUGCACGUCGGUCCCUCCAAGAAAGGCACCCAUGUACCAAAUAAAAUAGCGGUGGUUGAGAAUUCCUCUCGAGAUGCUGUGCAUCAAGAUUUCCUCCUAAAUGGCCUCAUACUGGCAGUUUCUUCCCCUGGCUGCCACUACCACUAUACCAAGGUGCUAGAUCAGCGGAUUUGCCGCACAGACCCGGGCGCCUACACGCACGCAUGUCCCUACCACUACCACUACCACUACCACUACCACUACCACUACCACUACCACUACCACUACCACUACCACUACCACUACCACUACCACUACCACUACCACUACCACUACCACUACCACUACCACUACCACUACCACUACCACUACCACUACCACUACCACUACCACUACCACUACCACUACCACUACCACUACCACUACCACUACCACUACCACUACCACUACCACUACCACUACCACUACCACUACCACUACCACUACCACCUACGUACCACACCAAUCUAA
This is a messenger RNA of Volvox carteri f. nagariensis, 1233 nucleotides long. RefSeq lists its product as uncharacterized. The record is from RefSeq and is a predicted model, not a curated record. NCBI's taxonomy places the organism in Eukaryota, Viridiplantae, Chlorophyta, Chlorophyceae, Chlamydomonadales, Volvocaceae. Bases 1 to 1233 code for a protein of 410 amino acids. The transcript is spliced from 9 exons.